Messenger RNA from Acanthocheilonema viteae, 2709 nucleotides. Lineage: Eukaryota; Metazoa; Nematoda; Chromadorea; Rhabditida; Onchocercidae. The record is from the annotation of a GenBank genome assembly.
AUGAAACUGACAUGUGACGUCAAAUAUGUCGGAAUAUUAGACGCUGAUAUGAGGAAUUCGUUGAAAUACGGCGAAUACAAGCAAUCCCCAGAUUCGCAUGUUAUUCGUGUAACUCAGAAGGAAAUCCUUAUCGAUGCUGUCACUUUCCAUGAACGUUCCCUGCAGAUCGAUUUUCAUUGCCUAUCGGAUGGAGACUCUAUUCUGUUAAAGUAUGGAGUAGAUAAAUCCGUGCAACUUGUAUGGCAUGCAGAGUUUGCACAUGAUAUAAUACCAGAGGAGUGCCAGAUGCGUUCUGUUGAUCGAGAAUAUGUGCUAAAGAAGCGGGAUCCAAGUCAGUGGAGUUCAGGCUUAUUGCAAUGUAACUCAUCUAGUACCUUAUCGGCUUUGCGCUCUUCAUCCACCGCAUACCCUCAUACAACACGGCCGAGCAUUUCAUAUCGUUACAUUGGUUCCUCAACAGAUCGGUCAGGUUUACCUCCCACAGGACAGUCUUCGAACUGGAUUUCUUCACACGGUUCUAAAUAUCAACGUACCUCCUAUUACCCUGCUAGUCGAAUUCCAUAUUCAGCGCAAAAUUUCAGUUUUAAUACAUAUGGAAAUUAUCCAUCAACAACGCUAAGAUCGCAGUCAACUAAUUCGGUCUUGCGAAGGUCGUCCUCAUCGUCAUUGUUUUCAUCGGCUUCUUCAGCUUCUUCAAAUAUUGCUCAAAACUCAUUGAAUGAUGUCCAACAUUCAACAAACACUGCAUUGAAACAAACUGUUCCUCUUUCACCAUCUCCGACAGGUCGUCCAACAGCCAAGGUGUUACCCUAUGAUGAGCAAGGAACAGUUGUCGACUGUGGUUUUACUGGUCUACGGAAUAUUGGGAAUACAUGUUUUAUGAAUUCCACUUUACAGAUGCUUGUCAACUGCAAGGAACUUCAAGUUUACUUUAGCGGUGGUUACUAUAAGAAAGAUAUUAAUGUAAUGAAUCCACUUGGUUUCGGUGGACGCUUGGCAGAAGUUUUUGCGGAAUUCAUGAAGCAAAUGUGGAAUGGCAUGAAUCGUGCAUAUGAACCAACAAAAAUAAAGGCAUGUGUCGCCGAGAAGGCUACGCAGUUUGCAAAUUUUGCUCAGCAUGAUGCCCAUGAAUUUUUGAGUUUCGUGUUGGACGGAUUGCAUGAAGAUCUUAAUCGAGUUCGAGUGAAGCCUACAACGAACACGAUUGAAGCCGAAGGACGGCCAGAUAUUGAAGUUUCGCGUGAAGCAUGGCAUAACCAUCUGUUGCGUAAUGACUCCAUUUUCGUGGAUCUCUUUCAUGGUCAACUGAAAUCCAGACUUCAAUGUCCGAAAUGUAAUCAGAUAUCCAUUACUUUUGAUCCGUUUGCUUAUCUCGCUGUACCAUUUCCAAAAGAAAAACGUUCUUCUACUGUGUAUUUUUGGCCUCUUGAUCCAUGUCUUAAGCCUGUUAGAAUUACGGUACGAUAUAAUGCAGACGGGAAAAUUUCAGAAGUACUGGAUGCAUUAUCGCGAUUGGUUAAUGUAAAUCCGAAAUCUAUGCGUAUAAUCGAAGUAAACAACCAUCGUAUUGUUCGCGCAUAUAAUCCAGAUGAUAGCGCUAACAACAUACUUACCACGGACAUUAUUUAUGUCUUUCAAGUACAUGAUCCUUAUGAUUGCAAUGAUGAUAUUGUUGAAUUCGCCGUUGUUCAGCGUCUUCUGUAUCGUAAGGGUAUCGGUCGUGCUUGUGCUUAUUGUCAGGCUACAGAUGUAAAACUGAAAACUUGCGAGCGUUGUUAUGACGCUUUUUAUUGCAAUCGCGAAUGUCAAGUGGCAGACUGGCCAGAUCAUAAAAUCAGCUGCAGAUCGCGUACUCAAGCAGAAGCUGUUGGACAACCAUUCAUUAUUUCAUUGCCCAGAAAACGAGCCACUUAUUCAAACAUUAUGCGCAAUUUGGAAAGUCGCUGCAAACAUUCAGUUAAUGUAUUCCAACCACCAGUUGAGAAUAAUAACGAUGCAGCUGUUGAUCAGCUGGAAUCUUCUCGUGAAUCAUAUGUGGCUUCCAGCUCAUGCUUUUCAGCAUCUGCUAUCAAUGGAAAUAUUGGUGAUUUACCGGUAGAAGUUACCCCUGUUGCUGCUAAAAGACAAAUGGUUCUUGGUGAACCUCGAAAUAAAUCACGAACGGAGUCGAAACUAUUCUUAGUACGUAAACUACAACAAUCGGAUGCUGUUAUUGGGGAUACAUUGGUUGAUUCGCGUUCUGAUGCAGCUUUGGAUUUGCCAAAUGGAACUUUCCUAUCAAUUAACUGGUGGAACUUGAAAUGUGGCAAAGAAUAUUUAACAGUCGAAACAAAAAGAGAUGUGGAUAUCGAUGUCGAAAAAACUGCUCACUAUCAGAAAAUGUCAUCAUCAAUGGCAAGUUCAAGUAGUAUUGCUUCGAAUCCAUCGUUGUACGAUAUGUUAUCUAUGUUCUCAGAAACUGAACGUCUGAAACCAGAGGAGUCUUGGCAUGUUUUGUACUGCAGUAAAUGCAAAGAACAUGUGGAAGCAACUAAACAACUCGUUCUAUACCGCUUACCUCCUAUUUUGAUCAUCCAGUUGAAACGUUUCAUUUACACAACAUCACUCAUGACAAUACAUCGCCGUUCCAAGGAUGAUCGUCCCGUUCGAUAUCCUCUUGAUAAUCUCGAUUUAGCUCAGUUUUUAUCCGACACUGCUCCACCAGGACAG